AUGAGGCAGUUUAGUGUGAUUACAAGUCCGACGCGCGACAGUUCCGCCCUCUCACACUACGACCCUGCCGGACCCCUUCCCACAGCCUCACCUCGACUCGCUGCCCGAUCGCACAUCCUUGCUACAACGUUUCCGCACCAGCCGCUGCAGCCGCACUUGAGCUCGCGAACGAUUGCUCCCCAUUGCCCCUCCCCGCCUCCCCGUUACCCCUUCCCGCUUCCCAUUACCCCUUCCCGCCUCCACGUUUCCCCUUCCCGCUUCCCCAUUACCCCUUCCCGCAUCCCCGUUACCCCUUCCCGCUUCCUCAUUACCCUUUCCCGCCUCCCCGUUUCCCCUUCCCGCUUCCCCAUUACCCCUUCCCGCCUCCCCGUUUCCCCUUCCCGCUCCCCGUUUCCCCUUCCCGCCUCCCUGUUUCCCCUUCGCGCCUCCCCGUUUCCCCUUUCUGCUCCACAUUACCCCUUCCCGCCUCCCUGUUUCCCAUUCCCGCUCCCCAUUACCCCUCGCGCCUCCCCAUUUCCCCUUCCCGCUCCCCAAUACCCCUUCCCGCCACCCCACUUCCCCUUCUCGCUCCCUGUUACCCCUUCCCGCCUCCCCGUUUCCCCUCCCGCUCCCCGUUUCCCCUUCCCGCCUUCUCGUUUUCCUCUUCCCGCCUCCCUGUUUCCCCUUUCCGCUCCACAUUACCCCUUCCCCCCUCCCUGUUUCCCCUUCCCGCUCUCAAUUACCCCUCCCGCCUCCCCAUUUCCCCUUCCCGCUCCCCGUUUCCCCUUCGCGCCUCCCCAAUUCCCCUUCCCGCCACCCCAUUUCCCCUUCUCCCUCCCUAUUACCCCUUCUUGCCUCCCCGUUUUCCCUCCGGCUUCCCGUUUCCCCUUCCAGCCUUACCAUUUUCCCCUUCCCGCCUUCCCGUUUUCCCCUUCCCGCCUCACCGUUUCCCCUUCCCGCCUCCCCGUUUCCCCUUCCCGCCUACCCGUUUCCCUUCCCCGCUCCCCGUUUACCCUUCUUCCCCUGUUGUAA
Closterium sp. Yama58-4 is the source of this 1011-nucleotide messenger RNA. Lineage: Eukaryota; Viridiplantae; Streptophyta; Zygnematophyceae; Desmidiales; Closteriaceae. The record is from the annotation of a GenBank genome assembly.